AUGUCCUGGCAAACGUAUGUCGACACCAACUUAUUGGGAACUGGCCUGUUUGAUAAUGCGGCUAUCCUAGGCCAGGCCGGUGGCGUGUGGGCUACAUCCGCUAAUUUCAAUGUUGCACCCGACGAACAAAGUAAACUCGUCAACGGAUUCGAGGAUAACCCAACGAUUCAAGCCUCUGGAAUCAUCUUGGCUGGCACCAAAUAUUUGACGAUCCAUGCAGAUGACCGAAGUAUCUAUGGAAAGAAGGGGGGAGCCGGAUGCGUGUGUGUGAAAACUAAGCAGGCCGUUAUUGUAGCAUUGUACAAGGCUGGUGUCCAACCAGGCGAAGCCACAAAGUGCACCGAAUCACUAGCUGAUUACUUGAUUGCCUCAGCAAGCUCCCUGGCGCAUACAAUCGUUCGACGCUCCGAUGUCACUGCCCUGCCCCGUACAACUACACUGUCACAACCCGUAGCCAAUCAGGCCGUCAACGGAGUAGCCAAGAAUUCUACUUCUGACGACUGCACGUCUUAUCCUCUCGACCAAUCUACUUGGAAUCGGUUUCAUUGGGACGAUUAUCUUCGAACUUAUCCAAAUGGGGCAAACUUGACAACACAGGCAUACGCUGCUUCGAAGGGCGCAGACAAUUUCAGAUGUGGAAUUGGUGCGAAUUGCAACAUAGGACAGCUUUGCAGUCCAGUGAGGGCACCAGAUUGGUAUAUUCUUUAUGCCACCCAAAAUCUGAAUAUAUAUCUCAACACAUUACAUCAAAUUGCUGGCGAGGCAAUUUCCCUCACCCAAAAUGCCAUCGCCUCCGUCUGGAAUGACCUGUUUCCUGCCGUGGUCAAUCAUCGUGAUUUGGAAGCUGUAUUUGGUCUCUCCGUUGUGGCGGCCACAGUCCAAGCGGUUGGAGCUCUUUACCUGCUACUUAUCCCCAAUCCAGCACUUCUCUUUACCGCGGCGCCAUUUGCAAUCAUGUCAGUGAUCAACAUGCCGUUCACUCAGAUAAUGUGCGCCUCUUUGUUAGCAAUCGUGCUGGGGCAAUCGAUCCUCGCAUCUCAUGACAGCAGUGGCCCUUUACAAACCAAGGAGUUUGACUAUUGGUCACAAUUCAACUAUCGAUUAUCCCAGUGGCAGGGAGAGACUGAACAAUUAAUUGCCAACACUACUUCACGGGUAUUCAAUUCUGGAAUCAACUCAGAUCCGGCCUACAGCCUGAGUCAGAUUCUUGUCAAUGGAACCUUCUUGGGUCCAUUUGAGCGCAAGGAUAGUUUUGAACUUCAAGCCAACUUGAAAAAUGUUACCAAAUCUAUCGCGAUCUCAAAACUACUUCGCUCUAUGAAUGCAUUUGUUACGAUCUCAAACGACCCUCAUCCAGACAAGCGAUGGAAUUCAAAGGAUGUACUCUCUUACCACAGUCCUAAUGGAACUCUCAUGAAUAUCAUUAGAGUUGUCCCUGGAAAAACAAAGGCCAUCAAUGAUUUCAAGAACGGAUAUGCCUUGUUUGAAAAGCAUGGAAUUUCCACCGAGCACAUUGCGGAAACCUCAUUUCAGUGUCAGCAAAGAUUUGGCAUUCAGAAGAACCCUGUUGGAAGCCUCUCAGAUAUGAAUCGCCAUAAUGUUACUCAAGACCCUACUGUUUGCUCAUUUGAUUUGCCAGUUUGCGACAUGAGACUUCCAGGAUUUCAACAUCAGAAACACAAACACAAAAGGACUGUGAAGAUUUGCAGGCAAAUUCUGGGUCUACCCAUCUAA
This is a messenger RNA of Puccinia triticina, 1734 nucleotides long. RefSeq lists its product as uncharacterized. The transcript is spliced from 17 exons. NCBI's taxonomy places the organism in Eukaryota, Fungi, Basidiomycota, Pucciniomycetes, Pucciniales, Pucciniaceae. The record is from RefSeq and is a predicted model, not a curated record. Gene Ontology annotation, molecular function: actin binding. Bases 1 to 1734 code for a protein of 577 amino acids.